CUGAUUAUUAGCAGGCCCUCCGCCGUCUUGCUUCCUUUUUUCUGCUCCCGGCCGCGGAUGAACGGCAUCAAACACGUCGCACCACGGCUUGCUAUUCAGCUUCUCCUCACCUCACCUCAGCCCACUUGUCGUGCUGCUGCUUUCCCUCCAUCUUACCUCUCUCCCACUCGCCACUCUUCCUCUCCUCCUUUGCCAGCUGCAUUCGUGACUGCUCUUUUGCGCUCGCUUUUCAUUCGUCAUUCUACAACGCUGCGCAGAUCCCCCGCGCCCCGUACCACAAUCCACGGUAUAGCUUGUCUCAGCCCAAACUCAGUCCUUGCUUUCAUUCUUCGACCCGCACCCAAACACUCGACUCUCUGACAAACGGACGCACUCCAGGUCGCUCAGCGUACUACUCUGUUCGACCGUCACAUCGAUCUACUCGCCGCGCCUCUGAACCUUGGACAAAGGGUCAGCCCAGCCAAAAGCAGCACAGGCGCCUACUUGUCUGCGCACACAGCCGCCUCGCCCGUCAUCACCUCCAUCACCCUCUCGCUUGACAUCUU
Ceraceosorus guamensis is the source of this 545-nucleotide messenger RNA. RefSeq lists its product as hypothetical. The coding region runs from base 58 to 360 and encodes 100 amino acids. The transcript is spliced from 2 exons. Lineage: Eukaryota; Fungi; Basidiomycota; Exobasidiomycetes; Ceraceosorales; Ceraceosoraceae. The record is from RefSeq and is a predicted model, not a curated record.